Messenger RNA from Saccharomycopsis crataegensis, 1296 nucleotides. Its product is annotated as glycoside hydrolase family 16 protein. The coding region runs from base 1 to 1296 and encodes 431 amino acids. The record is from RefSeq and is a predicted model, not a curated record. NCBI's taxonomy places the organism in Eukaryota, Fungi, Ascomycota, Saccharomycetes, Ascoideales, Saccharomycopsidaceae. Gene Ontology annotation, molecular function: glycosyltransferase activity; hydrolase activity, hydrolyzing O-glycosyl compounds. Gene Ontology annotation, cellular component: fungal-type cell wall. The transcript has 2 exons. Gene Ontology annotation, biological process: carbohydrate metabolic process; fungal-type cell wall organization.
AUGCCGCUGUGUUUAGAUUUGAAUAUAGUUGCUGUAUUUAGUUGUAAAUUAAUAAUUAUAUGUACCUAUCCAUCUAUCUAUCAUCAUAUUAUACUAUCAUAUCAAAUGCGUUGGUUAAGUCUCGUUGUACCGUUCAUUUCGUUGGCGUCGGCCAUAACCACGUCAAGUGCCGAUCCAGCCCUCGCGACAUCUAUCAGCGAAGAAUUCACCACCAACAGCUCUUAUUUCGAGAACUACCGGUCCUCAGACCGUGUGUCAUAUACCAGUGAUGGUCUUGAACUUACGCUUGCCAAAAGAUACGAUAACCCAUCGAUUGUGUCGAAGUUCUACGUGAUGUUUGGCCGUGUGGAGGUCACCAUCAAAGUGGCCCCAGGCACCGGGAUCGCUACAACAUUGUACCUCCAGAGUGAUGACUUGGACGAGAUUGAUUUGGAAUGGUUGGGCGGUGAUACCACCCAAUUCCAAUCGAAUUAUUUCUCCAAAGGUAAUACCACCACCUACGAUCGUGGGGAGUACCACACAGUCAACGAGCCAAGCGACAAUUUCUACACUUAUUUCAUUGAUUGGACAGAAGAAAGACUCGAAUGGGGGGUCAGUGGAUCGGUUUCCCGUACUUUGUUAAACACUUCAUCUGAAGGGUAUCCGCAAACUCCAUCGAAGGUGUACAUUGGUGUAUGGGCAGCAGGAGACUCAAGUAAUACUGCAGGGACCAUUGAAUGGGCUGGCGGGGAAACUGACUAUUCAGACGCCCCAUUUGUCGCUUACAUUCUGAAAAUAAAGGUUACUGAUUACUCCACUGGUACAGAGUAUAAAUACGGGGAUAGUACUGGUGAUUGGGAAUCCAUUGAAGCAGUCGAUGGUACAGUUUUAGGAAAUCUUGAUGGUACCAGUUCUGCUUCUGCUACUAGCAGCUCUUCUAGCAGCUCUUCUAGCAGCUCUUCUAGCAGUUCUUCUAGCAGCUCUUCUAGCAGUUCCUCUAGUGGUUCUUCUAGUAGUUCAUCUGGAUCAUCUCAAACUUCAAGCAAAUCCUCAUCUAAAACCUCCACCAAAUCUUCAUCAUCAACAAAUGCCUCAGGUACCACCCUUACCUCGCAAACUUCUUCUAAGACCUCUGACUCGUCAUCUUCUUCAGAAUCUUCAUCCACUAGUGCUACAUCAAACAGUACAGAAUCUUCUGCCAGUGAGGCAUCCAGCAACGGCUCCCCGGCGGUCUCAACCAGCUUUGGAUUUUCUGGUAUUGCGGCUCUUCUAACAUGUUUUAUUUUGUCAACUUCUACUCUUUUGGUAGUGAACUGA